CGGUCCCGAAAGGUUCUGUUACGAUCUUUUUGCUUGCAUAAAAUUUCACAAUGACCGGUCGUGGUAAGGGAGGAAAAGGAUUGGGAAAGGGAGGUGCGAAGCGUCACAGGAAAGUUCUUCGCGAUAAUAUCCAAGGUAUUACCAAACCUGCGAUUCGUCGUUUGGCUCGUCGAGGUGGUGUGAAACGUAUAUCUGGAUUGAUUUACGAAGAAACUCGUGGCGUAUUAAAAGUUUUUCUGGAAAACGUCAUUCGCGAUGCAGUCACGUAUACCGAACAUGCUAAGAGAAAGACUGUGACAGCCAUGGACGUUGUUUACGCUUUGAAGCGUCAAGGACGCACUCUCUAUGGGUUUGGUGGUUAAAAACCGCCAUAGAUGCUUCAGUCAUUUUUUUAUUAUAAACACGGCCCUUUUCAGGGCCA
Molecule: messenger RNA, 421 nt
Organism: Vespula pensylvanica (western yellowjacket)
Lineage: Eukaryota; Metazoa; Arthropoda; Insecta; Hymenoptera; Vespidae
Product: histone H4
Exons: 1
Coding region: 51-362 (103 amino acids)
Biological process (GO): nucleosome assembly
Cellular component (GO): nucleosome
Molecular function (GO): DNA binding; structural constituent of chromatin; protein heterodimerization activity
Source: RefSeq, a predicted model, not a curated record